UUCAAAGCUCUACUGUGAGUCUAUCCUGGGAGGAUGGGAGGAGAAGCUGUAUACAAAAUGCCGCAGGUCCUGUCUACAUUAUUCACCCUAAGUGAUGACAUUUGGGGUUCCGAAUUUGACAAUUAUACUGAUUUCGUAUCAACAGAUGCUGCUCCUUGCAACUACUGGAGAAUGGACAAGCACUUUGUAAUGGUUAUUUACAAUCUUGUGUUUUUUCUGAGUUUGCUGGGAAAUUCACUGGUGAUGCUGGUCAUCCUCUACAACCGGCUCAGCCGCUCAGUCACAGACAUCUACCUGCUUAACCUGGCCAUAGCCGACCUGCUCUUUGCCCUGUCACUGCCCCUUUGGGCUGCCUCCAAGGUGAAAGGCUGGAUUUUUGGCACACUUCUUUGCAAGUUUGUCUCCCUUCUGAAGGAGAUCAACUUCUACAGCGGCAUUCUGCUGCUGGCCAGCAUCAGUAUAGACCGCUACCUAGCCAUUGUCCAUGCCACUAGCGCCUUGACCCAAAAGCGCCACUGGGUAAAGUUCAUCUGCAUGGGCAUCUGGGUCCUGUCCUUGCUCCUGUCUAUGCCCAUUCUUUUCUUCCGUGAAGCAGUCAAAGCACAGCACGAUGGCUUUGUCUGCUAUGAGAACUUUGGUAACAAUACUGAAAAAUGGCGGCUGGUACUGAGGAUCCUUCCCCAGUUCUUUGGCUUUGUCCUGCCACUAUUCGUCAUGCUCUUCUGCUACAGCUUCACCCUGCGCACCCUCUCUGUGGCGCACAUGGGGCAGAAGCAUCGGGCUAUGCGGGUCAUCUUUGCUGUAGUCCUUGUCUUCUUAGUUUGCUGGCUGCCUUACAAUCUGGUGCUGAUCACUGACACCCUCAUGAGGACCAACAUGGUGCAGGACACUUGUCCACGAAGGGAGGCGAUCGAACAAGCCAUGGAUAUCACUGAAGUGCUGGGCUUCCUCGGCUUCCUCCAUAGCUGCCUCAACCCCAUUAUCUAUGUCUUCAUUGGACAGAAGUUUCGGUACAGCUUCCUCAAAAUCCUGGCUGCCCAUGGUGUGGUCAGCAAGGAAUUCUUGGCACGCCACCAUAUUUCAUCUUCCUCCUUUGCCUCUUCUUCUGUUUCUGCUGCUGUCUGAGUAUUGUCAGUUUAGAUUUUCUCAGCAACUUAGGUAAAUGACUCUAUCAAUAAGAAGUCAUUGGACUGACUG
Phascolarctos cinereus (koala) is the source of this 1197-nucleotide messenger RNA. Its product is annotated as C-X-C chemokine receptor type 1-like. Gene Ontology annotation, molecular function: C-C chemokine binding; C-X-C chemokine receptor activity; C-C chemokine receptor activity. Gene Ontology annotation, biological process: positive regulation of cytosolic calcium ion concentration; immune response; calcium-mediated signaling. Gene Ontology annotation, cellular component: external side of plasma membrane; membrane. Lineage: Eukaryota; Metazoa; Chordata; Mammalia; Diprotodontia; Phascolarctidae. The record is from RefSeq and is a predicted model, not a curated record.